Messenger RNA from Colletotrichum truncatum, 2502 nucleotides. RefSeq names its product phospholipase a2. Gene Ontology annotation, molecular function: A2-type glycerophospholipase activity. Gene Ontology annotation, biological process: glycerophospholipid catabolic process. The record is from RefSeq and is a predicted model, not a curated record. NCBI's taxonomy places the organism in Eukaryota, Fungi, Ascomycota, Sordariomycetes, Glomerellales, Glomerellaceae. Gene Ontology annotation, cellular component: cytosol.
AUGAGGUUAUUCGCGGCAUAUUCCCGCGAUUCUGCUCUGUUACUUCGUCGGACAGCGUUUGCAAAUGGUGUCGCGAGGUCGCGGAGAAACAUUCACAACGUUACAGUCGGGCGCAUUAGGACACAUGGCCUCCUCGUUCGCAGGCGGCCCACGCUGUCCCGCCAGUCGCAACACGGCUUUUUCACCGCCAGCGACAAGGACGCCGAGGCCGGUAAGAAAAGGAAGACUUCGCUCCCGCUCGCGGUAAUUACAGGCGCGCUGUUUGUUUGGUGGCUGUACCCGUCUGACGACUUUCAGAAGUUGUCACUUGCGCAGACGGAUAGGAGGAGCGGGUCACCCGGCACUCCGGAGAAAGGGAACAGCAAUGGCUCUAACGAAGCGGCUUGGUUUAACUUUGCCCUCAAGUUCGAGACCUUAUCCGCUGCUACCGACGUUGAGUGGAGUGCCGACAAGAUUGUCGGCCUCAUCCUGCCAGAAUGGGGCAGACUGGUUCCCGGGUACCUUCGGAAACUUCAGAGGGAGUUAUCCAUGUCCCCUGGAUCUCUUGCCGAUGAGAUCUGGCGAGAGGCGCAUGACCCCUUCAUCAACCCUGAGGUGCAGUAUGCCGCUCAAGUGAGAGUAUCUAAUGAUCUCUGUGAGGAGGAGAAAGAGUUCUUGUCCAGGAGGAAAAGAGUCACGACUAUGGCCCUGGCCAAAUAUCUCGAUAUUGACGAGAAGGACAUCCACCCCGACGAUGUCCCUACAAUUGCCAUGUGCGGCUCUGGUGGUGGCCUGAGGGCUCUUGUCGCCGGUACUGGUUCUAUGCUCGCUGCUGAUGAAGACGGCUUGUUCGACUGUGUGACUUACACCUCCGGUGUCAGUGGAUCCUGUUGGCUACAAGUUCUCUACCACUCAUCCAUAUCGCAAGGCAGCCUCGGCCGCGUCCUGCAGCACCUGAAGGCUCGCGCGGGAAUCCACAUUGCGUACCCGCCGGCCGCUUUCCAGACCUUGCUUUCCGCACCUACUAGCAAGUAUCUUCUUAGUGGCCUUGUUGAGAAGCUCAAGGGUGAUCCGAAUGCCGACUUUGGGCUGGUAGACGUCUACGGUCUUCUUCUCGCCGCAAGAUUCCUGGUUCCCAAGGGCGAACUUGAAGUCAGCGAAAGGGAUUUCAAACUCUCCAACCAACGCGAAUACAUCAAAUAUGGGCAAAAUCCGCUGCCCAUCUACACGGCUGUCCGCCACGAGAUUCCCGACGUCAGCCUCGACGGGGCUGAUGCAACAGAGGCGGCCAAGGAGGUUGCCAAGCAGGAAGCCUGGUUCCAAUGGUUCGAAAUCACUCCUUACGAGUUCUUCUGCGAAGAGUUCUCUGCCGGUAUCCCUACCUGGGCGAUGGGCCGACGGUUCAACAACGGCGUCGACGUUCCUCCCGAGGAGGGCUUUCAUCUGCCCGAGACCCGUAUGCCGUUCCUCUUGGGCGUCUUUGGCAGCGCGUUUUGCGCAACCCUCAGUCACUACUACCGCGAAAUCAGGCCCCUCGUCCAGAGCUUGACCGGCUUCGGUACAUUGGACCAGAUGAUCUACGGCUAUAACGAGGACCUGAGCAAGGUCCACCCCAUCGACCCCGGCACGGUGGCCAAUUUUGCCUACGGCAUGGAUGGGAAGCUACCCAACACGACGCCAAAGAGCAUUCUUAACACGGAAUACAUCCAGCUGAUGGACGCCGGAAUGUCCAACAACCUUCCCAUCUACCCUCUGCUGCGCCCUGGCAGAGAUGUCGACAUCCUCGUUGCAUUUGACGCCUCCGCAGACAUCAAGACGGACAACUGGCUCGCCGUAGCCGAUGGUUACGCCCGUCAGCGCGGCAUUAAGGGCUGGCCUGUCGGUGUAGGUUGGCCCAAGGCCAGCGAGUCCUCCUCGCAAGUUAGCAAGGAACUUCAGGAGGCCGAGGCUGCGACCGCUCGCGAAGCAGAUCAGAAACUGCGUGAAGCCCAGGAUCACCAGAAGGAGCACCAGGCCGAAGAACACCGCCCGAAGCCGGAUGAGGACACAAAGAAGGGCCAGGCGGCCAAGUUCUCACCCGGGGACGAGGAAUCUGGCGAGCUGGGAUACUGUACCGUCUGGGUCGGUACGACGCAAGAGCGCGCCACGGAACCUCCGCCCCCGUCCAAGGCCAUUAACGAGUCCACUUCCUGGCAACUCAUGGAGCCUGACGCGGGCAUCGCCAUUGUCUACAUGCCCUAUCUCGCGAACCCUAAGGUCCCAGGCAUCAACCCCGGCACGACCGAUUUCCUGAGCACGUGGAACUUUGUUUACACUCCAGAGCAGAUCGACAACGUCGUUGCGCUGGCGCGGGCCAACUACGCCGAGGGCCGGGAACAGAUACGCUCUACAGUAAGGGCGGUCUACGAGCGUAAAAAGAAGACGAGGCUGGAGAGAGAGGAUAAGGCGCGCACGGAUAGAUAUAGAAGACUGGUACAGAAGGGGAUGGCGCACAAGUUGGGAGAAGGUGAUCAGUUUAGCUGA